AAGUCGCUCACACACACACACACAUAAAAAGAAACUAAAAAUGGUUAGGGUUUCAGUUUUAUCGUGUUUGUUUUUGUUGGUUAUAAUCAUGGUUAGUGUAUCAUUUGCCGAAAACAAUGAAGUGAAAUCGACUGAUUUGAAGAAAGUCCAAGGACAAGAAACUGAUCAGUCGAUCACUACGGUAAAUGAUAACGGUGAGCAUGAUGAUGACCACGAUCAAGAUCAUGACAAUGAUAAUGACGAUGAACAUGAUAAUAGCCACGAUCAUGACAAUGAUGAUGACGACGAUCACGACGAUGAUGAUGAUAACGAUCAUGAUCAUGACAAUGACAAUGAUCAAGAUAAUGAUCAUGAAGGUGAUGAUGAUAACGAUAAGGAUGAUCAUGACAAUGAUAAUGAAGGUGGUGAUGAUAGCGAAGAUAAUGAAAAGGAGACAUUGGGGGUAUACGAGCUAAAGAAGGGGAGUCUCACUGUCAGAUUUACAAAUCGCGGUGCUUCUAUCAUCUCUCUCCUUUUCCCCGAUAAAAAUGGAAAGACAGAGGACGUCGUUCUUGGGUAUGAUAGCGUCAAUGAGUACAUGAAUGAUACUGUAUUUUUUGGAGCGACUGUGGGACGUGUAGCCAAUACAAGAGAAAAGACCGUUGCCAACGAUGCUGAAAACACAAUUCAAGGUGGGAAGAAAGGGUUUGGUCAUGCGAUUUGGAGAGUUGCAAAACACAGAUAUAAUGGCAAGAAAGCUUAUAUUGUUUUCACCUACACAAGUCCUGAUGGCGAUCAAGGAUUUCCGGGGAGACUAGACGUCACCGCGACGUAUACGUUGGUCGGAGAAAACCAACUAAAAUUGGUGAUGGAAGCAAAGGCUAGAGAGAAAGCAACUCCUGUGAAUUUAGUUCAUCAUUCUUAUUGGAAUCUUGGUGGUCAUAGCAAUGGUGAUAUAUUGUCUGAAGAAAUUCAAAUUCUCGGUUCCGGUUAUGCUCACGUCGACGAUAAUCUCAUCCCCACCGGAAAAAUCCUCUCCGUUAAAGGAACAUCAUACGAUUUUCUCAAACUCCGACCUAUUAAAGAUAACAUCAAUGAGAUUAAGCUAGGGCACGGUAUAAAUUAUUGUCUAGACGGUGUUGCUAACCAGAUGAGAAAAGUCGUGGUGCUUGUGGACAAAAAAUCGAAGAGGAAAAUGGAGUUAUCUACAGACCAGUCAGGUCUGAAGUUCUAUACUGGAGGAAGCUUGAAGACAAUGAAAGGAAUAAACGGAUCGGUUUAUAAAGCUUACUCCGGUUUAUGUUUAGAAACACAAAGUUUAUCCAGUGCAAUCAGUAAUCAGUAUCUUCCUUCGCAGAUAGUUAAACCGGGUGGAAAAUAUAAGCAUACUUUGCUCUUUAAGUUUUCUAUUGUUCCCUAAACUUUGUAACUUUCUGGAAGCUUAUAUGACCAGAAACAUAAUAAAAAUCAAAAACUUAAUUAUAUCAAUUUGAUGCGACGUGUGUGCUUAUAUAUAUAUAGGCGUUUACGUAAAAUUAAGUAGAAGGUAAAAUUAGUUUUGAUGUUCCAUUAACUAGUAUAUAUGCUUUUUUUUGUCUGAUUAAUUAUGCUAUUAGAAAUUAUAAAAAAUAUUACAUAGACGAUAUGAUAGACUUGAUCUUCAGCAUGGUGCAAGGAGUACCGUCAGGAAUGGAUUUCAUAGGUCUAUUCAGGAUGAUGCAGUCAGACGUGAAUACUCAUAAGGCAUGUAGAAUUGCAGGCUUUAACUAGUAUAUGCUAUAAAUACAAUUUUUUAAAUUAGAUGACUUCAGCAAAUUUUUUUUUUUUUUGCGAAAUAUAUUGAUAACCAACUAAAUAUGAGCAUCAGAGUCAAUACAAUAGGCUGACCAUCAAUUUAAGGUUCUAUGUGCAUACUAUUAUUAGUCACAGAUUAUGGUAUAAAAUACCCUAAAACAUGAAAGACAAGAACUAACAUCUCUUCUCGCCUCUUUUCCUUUAACAAACUAUUUGGAAUCUAAUUUCAAAUUCAACUAUUUGAAAUCUAAUUUCAAAUUGGUUGUUAAGGGAAAGUUGAGCUCUAGUCAUGGCAAAGAUCGCCUUGUUGCUUUUCGUCAUGGCCAUUCUGGUCUCUCUCCACGCUAAUGAAGCUCACCACCGUAAGGGAGAUCCAGCGCCUGAAAAAGACUUAACAGCCAAGAAAAAGAGCAUUCAAGGUUUGACAUCUGAGGUGAAACCGUUGAGCAAAUCUGAACAGGUGCUGAAUAAUAACCUUGAAAAAGAUCACAAUAAAAAAAAAGUGCUUUCAAAAAAAGAUCAGAAGAAGAAAUUAGAUUCAAUGGCUUAUGCACAGAAACUUAGAAGAUUCCGCAGAGUUACUAAAAUCAAGAGAGCACCUGCGAGAAAGAGGAAAUCUGAAUCCAUAAUCCAAUCGAUCUUGCAUGAUUUUGGAUUAAACGGAGGGAGAAACUGACGAAAAAUAACAAUUAGGGUUUGAUUCAUAUUGAUGACUUUAUAAAGGAUGUUUGAACCUGGUCAUGGAUUCUAGCUUUACAAGUGAAUGGAGAAAAUAAUUUCCCCAUAUUAUAUUAUUUACAUCAUAUUGUAAUUGAUAUAAUUUAAUGAAAUAUUACUACUUUUUUUAACGCUGAAUAAUUAUACUAUUACAAUUAUGAAAAAUAUUACAGACGAUUUUACCGCCGACAAUUCUAUUCACACUUGACUAGCGAUUUUUUUUAUUAUUGAUGAUAGUUUUCUAUUAUAAUACAACUCGAUUAAGAGUUUGAGAUGGGUUUACGACUAGUAUGGAACCAUAUCAAUCUAUAAUAAUAAUUUGGAGUUUUCUCCCACCUCAAGCAGCCACGUCCUCAAGGAGAGGGGUGCUUUUCUUGACACGUGUCAAUUCGCUGUGGUAUGUGUGUUUGUCACGCGUUUCUUUUUAUUAUAGAUUUCUUACGCUCACGCGCGUUGCGUUUUGUUGCGUGAAGUGCUAUGGACUCAACUUGGGUUUCGUCUAUAUUUUUAUAAAUUGAGCCCACCAGUCAUUAUUUAUCGGAAGCCCUCUAUUGGACAUUUAUAAAACGUGCAGGCCCAGAUUGUGGUUUUAAAGCCCGUGACAUAAGUUAUUUUUUCUGAUUCAUUAAAGUUAGGGCAACAGUCAACUGCUCAUUUGUCGUCUCCUGUUACCUUCGACCAUCGCCUGUAUGUAACGGAAGACUUAACGUUUUGCCUCCACUAUCCCCAGAUUUAUUGUUAGCUGUUAAUGAUUACAUUGAAGCUAAGCUCUGAAUCAACUUCCCAUCUUUCUAGCUUCCCUUCUUCUUCACCAUUUCAAACACUAUAUAUAUAAGCCUGCAGAAGAAGUCUCCGGACAGCUUUAUGUCUCGCUAUUUCUCUUUCAUAGCAUACUAUACUUUAGAGCGUAGACUAACCUAGCCAAUCCCCCAAAUAGGUAUGUCUGAGUUGAGGUCUGGGAGAUGUAAGGAUUACUUCAUGACCUGUGUCCUCGGUUUAUAGGAAACAAGAAAGUCAAUCUCCACCACUUUCAAACACCAUCUCUGAGAAGUCACCAGAAGUAAUCAUUACUUAAAACUGACCAUAUCACCUGUCUCUAUCCGCUUCACGCCUCAAACCAUCUUCGUCCAGGUUACUGAAACCAUUAACCAUAUCCCAUCAGAGGUCUUCAUGUUUCGUAACUAUGAGCAACUGAUGCUACUUGCUAAUACCAACCCUCUUUUACCAGGUCCGUAACAAAAAUAUUGGUUGGAUUGGAUACAUUUCUUAGACAAACAAACGCAAUGCCGUUUGGUACAAUUGUUGGUGAAGUUUUGGGCAUCAAAACCACAUACAACGAAUCAACGAUGAAACCGCAGACAAUUCAAAGGAUUAUGAUUAAUGCAUAUCUCCUCCACUCUGUCCCACAGACUGUGGAUUUCCUUUGCACUGGUUGAUGCUUCACUUCCUGCUUAUUGAUACUACAAAUGGUUGGUGCUUCACUUCUUGCUCGAAGUGCUCAAGAAGACAAGAAUGCUUCAACGUGGAUUCACAUCGUUCACAUGUUAAACUUGUCGUGUUUCAAAAUAAAAAAAAAAAAACUUGCCAUCAGGAAGCAGUUGGGGUCCUUAGGUACCUUAUCCAGUUCUCAGUCUCUGAUGGAGCUGAAACAACUGUCUUUGUGGCAUUUGAUAGAGAGAUGACAAAGCUAACCAAUGCACGUGCGGUAGACAUUGGCCAACUAAUUGUGUUGGGAAGCCAGAGCUAAUAACCAUCCCACAGUUAGUCAAAGACUUGGUUGGCAUCACUUUCAGUUUUCAGGAGAAGCUUUCACCGUUUAACUCGCCUCCAAGCAUCAGUCCUUAACCAUAUCACGGAUUUGUUACCGCAACCAGCGUUCACUACUACCAAACUUUGCAGAAAAUGCAAGUCUAACCAAGCUAAAUAUGUUCUCUCCUUAUGGUUAUAUAGAUUGUUCUGGUGUUGUAUGGUUCAUGCCGAGGGGGUGAUAAGAACAAUCCGGGAGAUCAUGGAGCUAGGGCUGUUUCAUCUAAGACGUCCAUAUGUGUCCAAAGUUGCCCCUGGUAUGGUACCUCAGCUGGGAUAGGUUCUUGUGGAGAUAUAGAAGGAGCAACAUCCUCAAAAAACUGUCAUGCCUGAUGAAUCUGUGAGUGGUGCCAUUCACAACUAUCGACUCUGCUGAUCUUUCGGAGGAAGGGGGCAACGGCAAGAAGCCACGCAAUGCUUAGCUUUCUAGCUCAGGGAGUUGGGAAACCCAAAUGCUCACAGAAGCUCACAUCCAUAGGAUUUUAGUUUACUUUUGUGCUACAAUAAAUUUGUUUAGGAUUUCGGUGAUAUCUUGAAUCAUGACAUCUCUGUUUUUUAUCUUCUCAUUUUCUUAGCUUUCAUACUACGUGACUUAUUGGGCCCCACUCCUUUUUAAUAAAAUUCCACUUCUCAUG
This is a messenger RNA of Brassica napus (rape), 4931 nucleotides long. Its product is annotated as galactose mutarotase-like. The transcript is spliced from 10 exons. Bases 41 to 1399 code for a protein of 452 amino acids. The record is from RefSeq and is a predicted model, not a curated record. Gene Ontology annotation, molecular function: aldose 1-epimerase activity; carbohydrate binding. Gene Ontology annotation, biological process: beta-D-galactose catabolic process via UDP-galactose, Leloir pathway; glucose metabolic process. NCBI's taxonomy places the organism in Eukaryota, Viridiplantae, Streptophyta, Magnoliopsida, Brassicales, Brassicaceae.